Molecule: messenger RNA, 908 nt
Organism: Polistes dominula (European paper wasp)
Lineage: Eukaryota; Metazoa; Arthropoda; Insecta; Hymenoptera; Vespidae
Source: RefSeq, a predicted model, not a curated record
AGACUCUUUUGUAAGUUAGUCAAACGUUCUAAGACUGGAACGUUUCUUAUUGACAGCAUUGAAAUAAAACAAUAGGUACUUUGCAUCACAAUUAUUUUCUAAAAUUAUUAUUUGUGAAAAAAUACGAAGCAACAUGAUAAAACAAAAAUAUCAAUAUUUCGCUGUUAUUUUUUCCUGUUUAAUUUGUAUCAAUGUAUGUUCCAGUGCUGUAAUUGCUAGAGGACCAAUGGACUCAAGAGACGUUGAUAUUCAUCAGGAUGAUGCACUAAUUAGAGAUUUAGUAUCAAUAGCAUUAUUAUUAAAAAGUGUUCCAGUAAUAGGCCCUAGAUUGAUGACUGUACCUGAAAAGAUCAUCCAUUCCGUUGCAAAUUUUGAAUACACGACGAAUCAUUUAAUAGACAAACUUUUACGUAGUACUUUACCAUGUACGAUAACAAUUAAUGGAAUAACAUGCGAAGGGAUACAACGAAAUGGCGGCCUUAUAUAUGUUAUCAGAAAUUCUAUUGAUACAAUGCCAAAUACUAGGAUAUUUUACGUCGUAAAACAAUUUUUAGAUGUGAUGACAUUUGCACUUCAAGUUCUUUAUCUAUGGGGAAGUUCUAUCUGAAUUAUAAUGUAUCUUCGUAAAAUAGAAAAUAAGAUUUAUUAAUUGUUAUUAGUUCAUAUUUCUUGCAAAUAUAUCGGUUAGUUCGUAUAUAUUGCAACUUUAAAGUUCGUAUUAUUAAAAAUAAAUAACAAUAAGGAAAUAGGUUUCUGCUUAAAUAAUAAAAAUAAAACAACUAUGCUAAGGCUUUAAUAAACUUAUAAUGAAAAUUAUUGGAAAUGUUUUAUUUUCGUUGUAAAAAAAAUGAAAUAGAAAGUAUUUAGUUAUGUGUAUAUGUAUAUGAAUUAAUAUAUAUAUAUAUAUA